Molecule: messenger RNA, 9425 nt
Organism: Paramuricea clavata
Lineage: Eukaryota; Metazoa; Cnidaria; Anthozoa; Malacalcyonacea; Plexauridae
Source: the annotation of a GenBank genome assembly
AUGUUUUGUUCCUCGAUUAUAGAUACUAAGUCUGGAGAAGGUGGCAAGCUUUUACGAGAUAAACAAAUCGAAGAACGAAAAAAGAAAAACGCCGAACGGAAAGCGGCCGUCGAGGACAGACGGAAGCAAAAAGAACGCGAAGAUCGUGCGAAACACGAAGCUCUGAGACAUCUUUUAGAUCAUAAGCCCUCCUCCAAGACGACCGGUCGGAAAUUACCCAACGUACCGAGCAAUGGUACGACUUUCCCCCGUCGGGAAACGUCGGCGACGCGGAGGCUGUCUUCGAGUUCUAGCUCGAGCGAGGGGCACACGCCACCCGGAUCGGGAAAAGGCACUCGGAAUACGAGACGGAAUUUAACCGGCCCUAGCUCGGCAUCUACGUCUAGUUUGAACAGCUUCGGGAGCAAUUUAGGCACUGGUAAGCCGAAAGGUAAUUUAGGGGUAUUGAAGAAGACGAGUGUUAGUACAAAUAAUUUGAACGAAGGUGGGUUAGGUCAUAAGGCGGGGCAACGGGCGAAAGACAAAGGGACGGAGGUAGGGGCCUCUGCUCGGAGAAGCGUCGGCAGCUCGAUACCGAAGGCACAGUCGAUGGGCGCAAUACACCAGGUCGGACAUACCAAGACGUCCCGGCCGACCGCUGGUAAAAAGGCGAAGCCCAAGGCGAAACCGACACAUCACGCUGGAACGAGUAACGAAGCUGAGGCCGGCAGGGCCCUGGCUGAACAUCGCAAGAAAAUGCGGGAAGAGGCCGAAAGGAAGGCAUUGUUGGAUAAGGAAAAGCAAGAGGAAUUACGAAGACAACGAGAGGAAGAAGAGAAACGUUUGGCUGAGGAGAAUGGUAGGUUUUUAAUGGCGGCUACUCGAACCAAUCGCUACAAAAAUUGUUUUAUACUUUCAAUAUCAAAUGAGUACUUAGGAUAGUGAAGAUAUACUAUUCAUUUUUAACGUUUUAUAUGUUUAUGUGUAUAUGUUUAUGCAUAGCCUAUCGAAUGGAAGAUGGCUGUGAAACUCAGAAUAACAAUAUAACUCAUUAUCUAUGUUAGUCAACGUUUAUUCAUAAAUCUGGUCCUUCACCGCCACGUGCGUAUUGUAUUUUUGCCCAACUAACCAAUAGCAAUGUCUUAGGAAAGUUACCUAUCCGUGACUCGAACAAUAGGGUAAAUUGGAAAUUACUUAUUGGUGGAUUUGGCAAAAAUACAAUACACAUGUGACGGUGAAGGACCAAAUUUAUGAAUAAACGUAGACUAACAUAGAUAAUGAGUUAUAUUGUUAUUCUAAUGAGUUUCACAGCCAUCUUUCCUUCAAAAGGCUAUGUUUUAUGCGUGUCAUUUAUCUCUUUCAAAAACUCAUUAAUAAUUCACGAGGAAAACACAAAGAAAAAUCAUAAGCGUGUCGUAUCUUUAUAUGUGAUAGAGAUUUCCCUUGAUUUACAGUACAUAAACUUUAACUUUGAUUUUCUCGACCUACACAACGUAUUUUUUGAAAAUUACUUCGCCAAUAAACUUACUAUAGAUCGAUCGUUUUUGAAGCAAUUUAAAACAUUCUCAGCCUGUUUUAUCAGACCUAAAGUUACUCGGCUUCGUUUCGUACCUUUAUAUCUGAUAAAACAAUGCUGCUCAUGUUUUAAAUAGUACUUCAAUAUGUAUCAUUUGUAAAUUUUACACAUUCCAGCCAUUGUAGGCUGCGAUGUAAAAUUCUAUUAAACUAUCUGUCUGUAGAUGCUUGUGAUGUUACUCUGAGUGUAUAUCCACACCGGGCAGGCUUGAAAAAAUAUGCCUGGCCACGGUGGGAAUCGAACCGACGACCUUUGGAAUACUAGCCCAAUGCUAUUCGAAUCCAAUUUCGAUUCCCACCGUGGCCAGGCAUAUUUUUCAAGCCUGCCCGGUGUGGAUAUACACUCAGAGUAACAUCACAAGCAUCUUAUUCACCUGAGUACAUUACACCAACACAGCAAAUAUCUGUCUGUAUUUAUUUUAGCGAAAGAAAUGGCUAGACAAGCAGAGCUUGCCGUACAACUUCAAAAACAACAGGACGAACGCGCCAAACUGCUUCGAGAAGAGCGCGAGAAAGAGGCCGAAGUCGAAGCGGAGAAAUUAGCGGAAGAAUUAAAACACAAAGAGGAAAUGGAAGUUUUAAAACGACAAGAAAUGGAACGAAGGGCUGCAGAAGCCGAACGGCGUGAGAAAGAAGAGGAGGAAAGAUUGCAAAGGGAAGAAAUAGAACGACAAGAAAGACGAAAGGUAUAAUGGCACGAUUAUGACCCAGGGGACGGAUCUAGGCUCAUCUGCAAGAAGGGGUGCAGGUUUUCCAUGGGGUGGUGCAUGAGGGAGCCUUACUGCCCACUCUCCUCUGCAGUCUGCAACGCUACUAUCCCAACAUUACCUUUAUUUGAGAUGGCCAAAUCUGCAUGUUCGCCGUUCUGUUACUUUUUACAUUAUCUUUUGUUUAUAAAGUUUAUAUCGGCUUUUUAUCACGUACGCGUGAUUGGACAGUUGCUGUAGCACAGUACGGUAAAUUUGCUUGUUAAAGUACAGUAUAUUUGAAAAUAUCGCUGUAUAACAACCUCGACAUGUUUACGCAUUUAUAUUCUUGGGUUUCACUAUGGCAUUAUGCAGUGAAUCUGACGGGGGUCAACCUCAAAUGUAUUGAUGCCUAUGCUGUACUGGAGUGAGAAAAUGAUACGAACUUCCAUGUAUUUGCUACCAAACACAAGGCUAAUACAUAAACGAACAAUCGACUCAGUCUGAUAACUGUGUUUUGUUUUAGAGUUGACCCUCCGUCACUGUUGUGACGUUAUAUGAAACCCAAGAAUACCAUAAUAUUGAACUAAAACAUUCUGAGUAUCUUCUCGUGAGCUCACAAAUCAAUGCGUGUAACUACUGUAAUGAAUUUAAAGUUUGUUCGUUCACUGCAACCAGGUAUAUCAAUCAUGUUUCGCUCGCUACUCUGGUUUGAAUAAAUGAUUACAAAGCCCAGUCGAAUUGUAAUCAAGACCCAACGUUUCGACACUCCAGUCUAGUGUCUUCAUCAGGGGUGAUCUAAAAUUGCAAUCGUGGCUUCUUAAGGUCCAGUAAGGAUCAUCUCUUAUCGAUCCAGCAAUGCAUGGUUGCACGCAUAUAUAAUAAACCAAACACUAUUCCAGAACACCGUGUGCACUCCAGAACAGUGUUCCAAGUGUUCUAGAACAUCAGUAAAUGGAGCAGCCUCUUAGACUGUACAUGCUGACGCGUUUGCUAAAUAAUAAUUAUUGUUGCGUAAAAUUUCAGAGAGUUGAAAUGAUUAUGAGCAGGACAAGAAUGACAUCGACUGUGAACAGUAAUAUGACGAAAGCUGAAAGUUAUUCAUCUUUAGAGGUAUUUUGAACCGAUUUACACCCCAAACGUUUCGUUAACUUUACUUUAUGCUAAGUAAAUAUUAGUCCCUAGAGGUCCAGUAAGGAUCAUCUCUUAUUGAUCCAGUGUUACUACAGGAGGAAACCUAAACUAAACUAACUUUAUUUAUACUGAAUAGCUCUAUCAGUUCUAAACUGUUCUCCCUAGAGGAAUCCUCUCUUAUUGAUCCAGUGUUACUACAGUAGGAAACCUAAUCUAAACAUUAUUUAUACUGGAUAGCUCUAUCAGUUCCAAACUGGUCUCCCUAGAGGUCUAGUAAGGAUCAUUUAAUUCUUAUUGAUCCGUGCAGUGUUACUACAGAAGGAAACCUAAUCUAUUCUUACUUUAUGUAUACUGGAUAGCUCUGUCAGUUAUAAACUGUGCUAAAAUACCUUGCCCAUUACAAUAUAAGCACAUUGGGAUUUUUUUCUCUGUUAGGACCUCUCCACGAAAUUAUCAGAUGAAUGUCAUUCAAGUACAGUAUCAGAAAUCUUACAAAAAGUCAAGGAAAAAUCGCGGGCCAGUCCUAGCCCGGAGAAAGACAUUGAUCUACAAAAGGAGAACCAACAAUUGCUUGAAAAUUUAGGAAAAGAUUCAUUGGAUGGUAAAAAUGAAAUCUCAAAUGACGUGCUUCGGCCAAUCGACAAUUCUAGUAAGUUAGAAUUGAAUUAGAAUUCUUAGAGCGCUGCAGCGAAAUCGCGGGGCGUUGAUUUGAUUCAGGCCAGAGGACCUAUAUAGUUGCAUUCUCUAGUAAAUUUAUAAAAUUUAGUAGACGUAGUAAAUUUCCAUCUACCAAAAUCUCUACAAUUCUACAGAUGGGGCUUCGGUGGCGAAGUAGUUAGCGCACUUGCCUUUCACCUCUAAGGUCGCAGGUUCGAAUCUCAAUGAGGACUUCUCAUUGUGACUGGAACGCAGUCCUAAUGUGAAAAGAGUAAGUCAACGCUCUGCCGAAAGUCGUGGGUUUUCUCCGGGCACUCCGUGUUUCCUCCCACAGGGAAAGUUGACAGGGUGGGUUAGGCACAUAAGGUCUGGAGGCAGAUCAUUAAUGAGGUAUGGACUAAUAGCGGCUGCUCAAGCGCCAUUUGUAAGCUCAAAGUCUACCUCGGUCUGCUUCACGUCAGUCCGUUUGAUCUAUCUAAUCAUUAUGUAAAACUUCUGCAAUUCAGUGUAUGCUGCCAUGGAAGUUCAAAUAUACUAUCUACCUUAAAAUAUCGGUCAGAGAAACGUCUGACAAAAUGCUCGAUUACUUAAUUCGAGUUUCGGUCGAACAUUUGUAUUGUAAUAUCCGAUGACUUUGAGUUCAGUUUGGCUUGGAAAUAAAUAUGAAUACAGACGCAAAUUAAUAUCAGUACAAUUUGGAAAAGUCUCUUGAAUCUUGGCAAUGAAUUUCCGAACGCCGCGGUGAAAAUCCCGCACUUGAUUAAACAUUUCCAGUUCACUUUUUAUACAUUACUCUGAUUGUCCAUUUAACAUACGAGCCUCUAGUCCUGGACUAGAGUACAUUUUGAUUUACAUCGGAUAAAGUUACAGUUAGGUCGGACACCGAUUCACUCGGGUCGGACAAACAAUAAACUUAAGUUUUAUUUAAGUCCAGUGGUUUCCUCUCGGCGUCGGACAAUUUUACGAAUGGGUUUGGACAAUGUUUGCGUCCGGACCGAUAUUUUAGUGGCUGAUUCUAGUAAGUUUGCUUUAGUACUUAUAUUUAAACUCUGUUAUAUAUGUACUGAUUUUGGACUCUAAAUUAUCUUCAUAUUAAACAUCAGAUUUUAAUUUUCGAUAUGGUUUAUCAAAUCAAAGUAUACCACUCUUCCCAUUAAGAAAUGUUUUUGUCGUUGAUUUUAAGAGAACACGGAAUUGAUGUCGACCACAAGAACAUAGGCCAGAAAAUAUGCGAUGAGGACACUGGUCAUAUUCUGAGGUGUACUUCGAGGGAUAUUCGAAAUAAUUUAGGGAACACUUAUAGUACUUCGACGGAUAUUGACUGUACUUCGAGGGACACGUAUGGUACUUCAAGGGAUUCUCGCAGUACUCCUGGAGAUAUUGAUGGUACUUCAAGGAACAUUAAUGGUACUUUGAGGGGUAAUGAUGGUUCUUCAAUGAAAACAUAUAUCACUUUGAGGGAUACUUGUAGUGAUACUUCAAGGGACACUGGUGGUACCUUGAGGGAUCAUGUUAGUACUUCAAGGGAUAUUGGUGGUACUUCAAGUGAUAUUAAUGGUUCUCAGAGGGAUACUGGUGAUUCAUUGCAUGGGAACAUUAAUGGUUUCGAGGGAUCAAAACAUGAUGCAGAAUUAUGGGCGAAUGUAGAACAUCUCUUGAUAUCGAGGGAAAAUGAGGUGAAAAAUGAUUUAGAAACAAAUGGUGUCUUUGGGGAAGAUCUCGUCGAGGACGAAGACGGCGAGGAAGGUCAGUUAUGGAAAGUUGUCGAAGGAAAACGACACAUUUCCGACGUUAUUUAAUAAAAUAAAUACAUCGACAAAAAUACAUGGGUAUCAUUUUCAGCGCCGUUUCGAAUUAAGGAUGAAUUAUGGUAAAUUAUAUGUCUGUAUUCAUAAAAAAAUAUUUUCUUUUCGAGAUUAACUUAGUAAGAGGCCGAAUAUCUGUAUAAAUUGCAGUUGAAUGAUAACAUGUCGCUGAGGAAACAUUAAAUAUAUGCAUGUCAAAGUAUUGAACUGUUGAAUUAUCAUUUCCGUUUCACAUAGGGCCGUUCUGGUCAAAUUGUUGAAUGAAACACAAAACGUUUGGACGUCUCCGACCUAUCUGACCGGAAAAUUUAGAUAAAAUUAGAAUGAGGUCCAUUUUCGCUAGAUAUUUGAGAAACAUAGAACAGAUCUUUCCAUUGAUACAGAGAUAAAAAUUCGGGCUGACCGGUCAGGCCAUUAAAUGGAAAGCGCCCUUAUAGCCAGAAUAGAAUUGUCAUUAAAUCAUUUUUGUAGUAGCAUAUUGUGUCUUUUGUGUGAAGCUACAUUUAACGUCAUGAGACACGUUGCGCGCGUUAUUCGCAAAAGUUGAAAUUGUGGCCUGUGUUUCAACAACCAAUUUCGCUCAGAUUUUGACCAGUACAAUGAAUGUUGAAUCAAAUUCGUUUAUUUUGCAGACGAAGGAAAAACGAAAACUUUUAUCAAGAUACAAACACGGGGUACACUACAUACAGUAAUAUACAUUGUGUAUCAAAAAACCCGCAAACACUAUAAUUUGCAUAAUUCUGCUGCUUACUAGCAUUUCAAUGUCUGUGCUACUUAUUUUGCUCCUGGGAUUUGAAAAUACAUUGUAAUUAACCGCGUUAUAGAAAUUAGAAUAACACAAAGUAGUUGUAAUGCGAAAGCUAAUUAUCAGUUCGACUGCGAAUGGUCGACUAUUGUGUUUACGCACGCUUGGGAUCAAUUAGUUCUGAAUCAUGCAAAUUCUAAAAACAUUGUAUUUCAAACGGUUUGCAGGUUUUUUGUUACACCCUGUAGUAAGACCAAUCUCACUUUCUAGUUCGGUUACAUGAGGCAUUUGACAAUCCCCACACAGUUUUAAAUCCUUGAUAUUUCGAUAAACACUGGGCAAAACUCUCCAAAUAAAAUAAAUGGAUAGGAAACUAGCUGACGUGACCUAAUGUUUUCAAUGGGCUGAUGGCGUGGUUGGAUGUUCAAACCUAGUUGCAAACCAAAUUCUCAAAAACGGCAUGUUUAGCAAUAAUACAGAUAAACAUUUUAGUCAAAGAGCAAAUAAAUAUAACUACGUCAUUCUACGAUGAAAUCUCUAAGUAUUCCCAGUCAAUUUUAGCAAAUAUUUCAAGUACUGAACAGUGAAAAAUGCAUCGCAAAUUUCGUUAAAAUUGGCGACGCCAAAUUUCGUAACCACAAAUGUUAAAAAAAAUACAAAACAAAGACGAAAAACAUUUACCUUGAAUACUUUGUCGUGGCUUAGGCAUGUUUUUAAAACAAUUAGACCAGUUUAUGCUUCAAUAUUACUCUUUUAAAGCGGAAAAUAUAGAGAAACAACAAAAAUGCUGAGAACUUUAGCAAUGCGCGUGACGCGCCCGUAUUUCGCGCAAAAAUUAUUUCAAUUGAAUUUCAAACGUAAAUAUUUCGAAAAGUUUUCAUAUUAUCAAUAUAUAGUUUAUAAGGGAUUAUAUUUUCUAAUUUAAAGCGACUCAAUCGUGCGGGAACUAAUUGUUCUUUAAGCAACUUUUUGCAUAUUCAGAAAUAAUGAUUUGAACAGUUGAAUACUUUGAUAUGCAUUUUCUCAGCUACAUUUUGUAGUUCAUCUGCUAUUUAAUUCGAUGUAGAACAUGUCAUUUCAAUACGAAGUUCAGAAUCUGAAUUCACAAACGCUCGCUACGAAAAUUGAGGUUUCCCUUAAAGGGCAUUGGCAAUGAAGAAAUAGUUUAGUUCAUUUGAAAGAACUCUUAAAACUAUAUAAUAAACUCUAUUACAGAUUGUUUAUAUCUUGCUUAGUUUUCAAAGUAUUUCGACUGAAAAAAGUGAGCUGUUCGCCAUCUUGGAUUAUUGAGGAUAUGCAUGUUACGUCAAGAGAGGGGUCACGCUAAUUUUUUAUCUUGAGAGUAAGCGAUCAAUAUGGGUCCAAAACUUCGUUUCCGGUUGCUGUCUGAAAUUUAGAAAUGAUUAAAAACAUUUCAAACAAUUUUGGAUUGUUACACGGUCAUUUUAGAGUAGUUUUAUAUGGUUAACCCAACUCCUGACGUCAUCAAAACCAUAGUUAAUGAGGUCAAGAAUUAGUCCAAGAUGACGACAACCCAUUAAUUUCGGUCUAAAUAUUUCGAGAACUAAGCAAUAUAUGACAAAUCGGUACUAUAGUUUAAUAUGUAAUCUUUUGAAUGAGAGAAAGUAAUUUUUUUAUUGCCAAUGUCCUUUAAGAAUAGACAAUGUUUACUAUUCUACCUUCGAUAAUUCUUCCUUUAUAUAGAUUCAAACGGCGCUAUUUACCAUUAUUGAAAAAUAGACAUAGUCAUUCGAAGCUCGCGUCAUUACCAUUCUUGAUCGUGCAGAAUUCAUCAAUAUGCAAUUACGAAGUGUUACGGUUUGUGUCUGAACUACCCUCGUAUAAAGACGCACAAGUUGUUAGAGAUCUACAAACAAAUUGUAAGCAAGGUUGUUGUGAAGCCGAUAUCAGGAUGUGUUCGCACUGCUUGUUCCCAGUUGUUGUGACAAGUCUGGAACAAGUUGUUAUCACCUUCUGCUACAAGUUGUUCCAACAAGACUAAUACAGGCUGUUCGUAACAAGUUGCUACGAGCUUGUUGUCGUCAACUUGUUAACAACUUGUUACGUGCAGACGAUAUCAGACUUGUUGGAACAACUUGUUGCGAGUCUGUUGGCCUCAAUAAACUAAAUCACGCGAUGGUAAACAUUUUUCUUACCAAUUCCUGUUUAUCUUCAGAAGGUAAAAUACAAAAUUGAAAAUCGCUCGCCAUGAGAUGCUUUACCGCUACGCGAAGUAACUGGCUUUGACAAAGAUUCUAAAACAAAAGGAAUAGCACAAAAGACAUUCAUAUCAUCUUGUAACAAGGUUGACGAGGCCAACAGACUCGCAACAAGUUGUUCCAACAAGUCUGAUAUCGUCUGCACGUAACAAGUUGUUAACAAGUUGAUGACAACAAGCUCGUAGCAACUUGUUACGAACAGCCUGUAUUAGUCUUGUUGGAAUAACUUGUAGCAAGUCUGUUACCGCCAUCAACCUUGUAACAAGGUGAUAACAACUUGUUCCAGACUUGUCACAACAACUGGGAACAAGCAGUGCGAACACAUCCUGAUAUCGGCUUCACAACAACCUUGCUACAACUUGUUAGCAGAUCAGAACUUGCGCGUUUUUCCGUAUGUAGUCCAGACACAAACCACGGCGGACCUUUACAAAUACAAAGUGUUCGUUUGUGUGUUUCCAAUGAUAAUAAUAGAGUGUUUAGAAACUGUAAAUUUUUGUACGCAAAAGAAUUGCCUAAAUCUAUAUAGUAUUUUUAAAGCGACUAUUUGCACGAGUUAUUAAAAUUUGUAUUUAUAUGAAUUAUGAAAAAGUAUAGAGUGAAUUUUGUGCUAAAAUUAAAUAUUUCA